Messenger RNA from Kazachstania africana CBS 2517, 1833 nucleotides. It is a transcript of the gene ALY1, whose product is annotated as Aly1p. Gene Ontology annotation, molecular function: ubiquitin protein ligase binding; protein-macromolecule adaptor activity. NCBI's taxonomy places the organism in Eukaryota, Fungi, Ascomycota, Saccharomycetes, Saccharomycetales, Saccharomycetaceae. The transcript has a single exon. Gene Ontology annotation, cellular component: cytosol; cytoplasm. Gene Ontology annotation, biological process: ubiquitin-dependent endocytosis. The record is from RefSeq and is a predicted model, not a curated record. The coding region runs from base 1 to 1833 and encodes 610 amino acids.
AUGUCGUACUAUGAUAUCUUCCCCAUAGAAGAAGAAUUCAAUCUAGAGACCUUUAAUCUAUCACAGUUGAAACCCAUUGCAACAUGUAAUUCUUACAGCAUCUAUUUGAAAUUAGUAGAACCAAUAAUAUAUCUCAGAGGGUUUCCAAAUUCUGUAUCACCAAAUGAUCCCAUAUUCAAUACUCACUCUUCAAAUGUGUUAAGGGGUUACUUAGUUCUAUCCGUUAUAAAACCUUACAAAUUUAAAUCUAUAGAAUUACAAUUAUCUGGUAUAUCAAAAUUAGAAUGGCCCAAUAGUAAAGAUAAUAAAAUAGAAACAUUUUCAAUUAUUGAUCAUAAAUGGUCCUUUUAUGAUGCAAAUUCAAGUCCAUCUCAUGAUAAUGCAACCCUUUAUAGACCCAUUUCAAAUAGUACUACGAGAAGACAUUCGACAUCAUCAUUAUCUUCUUCUUCAUCAAUGUUUGAAAAUUUAUUCGCUAAAUCUGAUAUGGCCAAUGAUCCUACAUAUUUUCAACCUGGAAUGUAUUUUUAUACUUUCCAAUAUAUUAUACCUCACUCAGUACCAGAAUCUAUAGAAGUACCGUAUGGCUCAAUCAAAUAUCAAUUAAGAUUAAUUGUCAAAAAUUACAAGAAAUUUAAUUCAAAAUCUGUUAAACUUUUACCUAUUACAAUAAUAAGAUCACCUUCAGAUACUUCCAUUGAAGAAAAUGAACCAAUAAUAAUAAAUAAAGAUUGGAAAUCAAAAAUUUUUUAUAAUAUUGUAAUACAUUCCAAAAUUUGUAUCCUUGAUGGAUUUUUACCAAUUUCAAUUACAAUGAUCCCUAUGGAUAAAGUAAUUGUACAUAGAGUAAGAGUAUGGAUUACAGAAACAAUAAAUUAUCAUUCCACAAAGGAUCCAUCUUUACAUAGAUCGGCUGCCACAAGAGAAUAUCUUCUUUCUGAAUUAAAGGGUAAAUCAUCAAGCGAUUCGCAUCCAAGGUAUCAAAAUCCAAAUGAUUUCGAUAAUCUUCUAGAAUCUAAUGAUACUGAUGAUAUUGGUAAUCGAAAUUUUGAAUUUCAAGUUUAUGUGCCCAAAAAUAUUAAUUCUUUUAGUAAACUUCAUCCAGAUACUUUCUUUAAUAGUAUCGUAAUUAAUCAUUGGAUCAAAAUCUCCUUUAGAGUCUCCAUCAAAAAUGACGACAAUAAAUUAAAACACUUUGAAGUAUCAAUUGAUUCUCCACUACAUAUCCUUGAUAAAUUUUGUUCGCACGCCAAUAUUUUAUUACCAAAUUAUUAUAAUUCGAUAGAUGAUACUCUACCAAAUAUUUAUUUUCCAGAUGAAAUUAUUCAUUCAGAUAUCAUGUCAUCAGAAACUAAUGCAAUGGAUCCAAUGUUACCAGUAAGAACUGAUACAAAUAUUCAAAAUUAUACUCAUUUCAAACCCAUUGCAUCUUCAAAAUUAUCGUCAAAUAUCUAUCAACCAAGAUCCCUACCAAUAGAUCUGGUAGCUUCUCAAGCUAUACCCUCAUCACCAAUUAUAAAUGAUAAAAAUACAAUAAUGUCAUCUCUUUUCCCUCCUUUUCCACCUCCACCGUAUGACGCUGCAAUUCCAACUAUCGACGAACGUUCGAUAUUAAAUGAAAUUAAUAUCAAGGAUUAUGGGACUGAUUUUUCGACCACUGCAAAAGUAAAUAAUAAUAGCAAUCAUUAUUCUUGUCAAAGGAAGAUAAAUUCCUCAAAAAUUUCAAAUUUUAGAAAAGUUUCAGAAAUAUUAAAUGAGGAUGAUGAAAUCGAUUUAGGUAAUUUUAACAGUCAUAAUUGGGGUUCUUGGGAGCCUAUUCCUUUGAAUCAUUAG